AUGUCACAAGAAAACGACAACACAGAGGCUUCGACGAGGCGAAGACCGCAACAGCCUCUAUCACGCAGUAUAUUCAACGUGCCGACGCCCAUCAAACAGCUGUUCGACAGAUUCCCACUGCUCACAUACCCCAUAAACGAUCUUCCGCAACGCGCGCCGCAGCAUCGCAACGCACCUGUCUUACAUAUUUUCACUACGAAUGAAGGUGCGCUGAGAGGCGCGCCAUCGUACAAUCCCGCAUGCUUGAAGUGGCAGGCAUAUCUCAAGUUCUCAAACAUCGAAUUCCGAGUGGCAGCUUCGAGUAAUCAUGCUUCGCCAAGUGGAGCUCUCCCGUUCCUCCUUCCCACGCAGCCGGACACUCUCAAGCCUGUACAACCAGUACCGUCUGGCAAGCUACAACGAUGGACCAUGAACAACAGUGAGACAGCGAGCGAAGAAUCGGGAGAUCUCCGCUACGAAGCAUACUCGUCACUUCUCGACCACCGCAUACGAAGAGCAUGGCUCUACAGCAUCUACCUCUCACACAACUUCACUUCUAUCGCCGAGCCGCUCUACAUCCUCCCUACAUCUAGCAAUCCCUUCGUCCGCCUUACAAUAGCGCGAGAGCUACGUCUUGCUGCCGAAAAGGAGCUACUCAAAUUCUCGGCAAUCGUCAGCGCGGAGACAGUAUACAACCAAGCAGAAGAGGCGUUUACCGCGCUUGAUUCGCUCCUUGGAGACAAUGAAUGGUUCUUUGGUGCAGAAAACCCUGGCCUGUUCGAUGCCAGCGUCUUUGCGUACACCCACCUGCUACUGGACGAUGGGCUUGGCAAAGGCUGGCUAGACGCACGACUGCGCGAUGCACUAAUAACGCGGCAGCACCUGGUUGCGCACCGGAACAAGAUCUUGGGACAGUACUUCCCUGACAUUUCGUAA
This is a messenger RNA of Macroventuria anomochaeta, 915 nucleotides long. RefSeq lists its product as uncharacterized. Gene Ontology annotation, cellular component: SAM complex. The transcript has 3 exons. The record is from RefSeq and is a predicted model, not a curated record. Lineage: Eukaryota; Fungi; Ascomycota; Dothideomycetes; Pleosporales; Didymellaceae. The coding region runs from base 1 to 915 and encodes 304 amino acids. Gene Ontology annotation, biological process: mitochondrion organization.